AUGGAAGCUGUGGGAACAGCCACCAUCCUUCGUUUCAUACACCAAUGUUUCAGUCACAUCAAGCAAGCCCGUGGCUUUGAAGACGGGUUCGAGAUCUAUCAGCUACAACUCGAAACACUCCUCUCUCAUUGUGCCUCUGUUUCAAGAAUUAUUCACAAUACCAGUGAGUUGGGCAAUCUGAUCGCAGAUACAAGAGAUCCCUCAGAUAACAGAUCGGAAGACCACGAGCCAACAGUCGAGACUCUCUCUGCCAUUCAACAAACUCUGCGUAAAGCCAAGCGUGACGCCGCAAAGAUCCAAGCUGAUUGCUUCGCAACGAAUGAUCCCCCGCUGCAAGACCUUAAUGCAGAUGACCACGCACCAGUACGACCUUGGAUGACGGCCUUUCUCGACAGGCGAAAGAUCCAAGCAGCGAAAACAAUUGAAGGAGUUAAAUGGGCUUUAUACAAAAAAGAAAUGCGCAGCAGAUUUAUCGAAGAAAUAUUUAUCCUGAUUCUACAGCUCGAGCGCCAAAUUUACUCGGAAAGUCUUGCGAUCGAAGAUGCUGGGUUGAUGUACCUACAAAACGAGCCCGUGGCUCUGGUGUGA
Trichoderma breve is the source of this 588-nucleotide messenger RNA. Its product is annotated as prion-inhibition and propagation domain-containing protein. The transcript has a single exon. The coding region runs from base 1 to 588 and encodes 195 amino acids. Lineage: Eukaryota; Fungi; Ascomycota; Sordariomycetes; Hypocreales; Hypocreaceae. The record is from RefSeq and is a predicted model, not a curated record.